This is a messenger RNA of Chrysoperla carnea, 4569 nucleotides long. RefSeq names its product protein artichoke (gene atk). The record is from RefSeq and is a predicted model, not a curated record. The transcript has 3 exons. Lineage: Eukaryota; Metazoa; Arthropoda; Insecta; Neuroptera; Chrysopidae. Gene Ontology annotation, molecular function: protein binding. Bases 1 to 4569 code for a protein of 1522 amino acids.
AUGGAGUUAAUAUUUCGAUUAAAAAUUCACUUAUCCAUUUUAAAUACUUCGCAAUGGUUCCUUCACAAUUUUAUAUGGUUUUUAUUGAUAAAAUCAUGGAUUUCUUUACCAAAUACAAGUGGUGGAUUUAUUGCUGAAUGUCCAGCACAAGAAUUGAUAUUACCAUGUAGAUGUCUUACACGAGGAAAUGAAUACCAAAUUUGGUGUUCGCACUCGGAAUUAUCGAAUGUUUUAGAUGGCUUAAAAUCAAUUGGCAAAUUAAUAACUAAUCCAAUUGAUGAAUUAAUUUUAGAAAAUAAUAAUUUACCUUCGUUGCCUGGGCGUUUUUUUCUUCCUAUUCGCGUAAUGCGAUUGAUGCUUCGAAACAAUUACUUGCAAAGAGUUUCUUCCGGAUGGUUAACAGGGUUAGAAAAUACAUUAAUGGAAUUAUACAUGGUGGAGCCGGAUUUACGCAGUUUUCCAAUGGACUCGUUGGACCAGUUACGACAAUUAGAAGCAGUUACUAUCAAAUCAAAUCUAAUGAAACGUGCACCAUAUUUUAGUGGAUUACCCCGCUUACGUUACAUUCAAAUAGAAUCAACAUCACUGGUUGAAUUAUCACCACGGAAUUUCAAAAUGCUACCUUCAUUAGAAAAAUUACACAUCACAGGCAGUGAACAUUUAACACGAUUAGAAUCAAACGUUCUCGAAGAUUUACCACAAUUAAAUAUAGUAAACAUAUCAUUUAAUGCUAUUAAUUGGGUACAUCCACGGGCGUUUUCACGACUACCGAAUCUUGUGGAACUUCAUUUAAUUGGUAACCAAAUUACCGAUGCUGGAAUGAUUGGUCGUGGUACAAGAGAUUUACAAUCGUUGACUACGUUACGUUUAGAUUACAAUAAUAUUGACAAAAUUGGCGAAGCAUCAUUCGUUGAUAUUCCCGCUCUACGUGAUUUGUAUUUAUCAUAUAAUCAAAUCACAGAUAUUCAUCAUGGAGCGUUCCAUCAAACACCACAAUUACGGAUGUUAAAUUUAAACCAUAAUUUGGUACGGCAUGUACAUCCAGAAUCAUUUUUACAACAUUCUGGUAGUGGAUUAGAAGAAUUAUGGUUAAUCGACAACGAUAUAAGUCAUGUUAGUGAGUUACGAUCACUUUUAGAUGCACUUCCACGAUUAAUUUUCUUGGAUAUGAGCUACAAUUUCUUACAAGAUAUACCGUUUGGUGCUCUACGAGGUCAUCCAACUUUAGAACGAUUACAUUUAAAUCAUAAUAAAAUUCAAAUGGUUGAACGAGAAGCUUUUACUGCAAUGCCAGCCUUACGAGAGUUGAGAUUAAAAAAUAAUUCGCUUUCGAAUUUAUUGGAUGGUCCUUUAUGGAAUUUACCUGCACUAAAAGGACUAGAUUUAUCACAAAAUUAUUUUAAACGGAUAGAGCCACGUUUGUUAAUGAACUUACCAUCGUUAAGACGAUUGGAUUUAAGUGAAAAUCAACUUGGAAUCAUUGAUCCCGCUUCAUUUUUAGAAACGCCAGCCUUAGAACACGUUAAUAUAUCGCAUAAUGUUUUAACAACGUUACAUCCAGCAACGUUUCGACAUUUAAUGCAUCUAUACGAGAUUGAUGUCAGUCAUAAUCGUUUAGUGGAAUUUGUACCCGGCUUACCAAGAGGAAUUGAAAAUUUACAUAUGUCACGGAAUCAAAUCACAAGUUUACCGUUAUCACCAUCACCAGAUUUAGAUUUACCUUCCUUAAGAAUGUUAGAUAUAUCAAGAAAUGGUAUUGCGAAAAUUCAAUCAGGUUCAUUUCGAACUUUACCACAAUUGAGACGAUUAAACUUGGGUAAAAAUUCAUUACAAACGCUAGAAAACAGUUGCUUAGAAGGUUUAACUCGCUUAGAAGUUUUAGAUUUACAUGACAAUCGAUUAAUGUUAUUACAUCCACAAUGUUUACGAGAAAAACGAGAACUAAGAGAAUUAAAUUUGAGUGGUAAUCAUUUAGAAAUGUUAGUUCCAGAAGUCUUACAAGAUACAGAACAUUUAAAAAAAUUGGAUGUUAGCAAUAAUCGGUUAACGGAAAUUAUGUCAGGAACAUUUCAAAAUACCAGAGAACUGAAAAGUUUUGAUUGUUCCUACAAUUCACUUACACAAUUACCACCAUCAAUUCGAAAUUUAAAAAAUCUAGAAGUUCUUGAUCUCACCAACAAUCGAUUACGUUAUUUACAGCCAGAAACUUUAAGUAGUUUAGCGGCAUUAACAGAAUUAAAAAUAUCACGUAAUCGUAUAUCCGAACUACGACAACGUGCUUUUGAUAAUUUGUCAAAUUUAAAAAUUCUUGAAUUACAAGACAAUGAAAUCGAUAAUAUUGAACCAUUAGCAAUAAAUUCAUUACCAAAUUUAACAGCAUUAAAAUUAGGUAAAAAUAAAUUACGGAUAUUACCGGAUAAUGUAUUUCGCGAUUUAACAUCGUUAGAAACUGCUGAAUUACAAGAAAAUCAAUUACAAAAUAUUGCUGACACAGCGUUUAAUAAUGUUCCACAUAUAUUACUGUUAAACUUGAGCUCAAAUCAAAUCCAUAACUUAGAUGAUGCUGGUUUGAGAAGUAUUCGAUCUUUAGAAGUACUAGAUUUAAGUAAUAACAAAUUACGACGUAUAGAUAAUUCAAAUAUGGCAAAAAUGGAAUGGUUAGUAGAAUUAAAAAUGGAUAAUAAUAAAAUUUGUACAAUUCAAGGUGCACCAUUUAAUGGAAUGCCACGAUUACGUGUAUUAAGUUUACGAAAUAAUCUUAUGUCAUACAUACCAGAAUAUACAGUGAAACGAUUACGAAGUAGUAUAGCUGUAUUAGACAUCGAAGGAAAUCCAAUUUCUUGUAGUUGUCCUAUGUUAUGGAUGCGUGCUUGGUUAGAAGAAGCAUCUGAACUUGGUCCGCGUUGUUCAGAUGGAACAUAUUUACGCGAAAUGCGUUUAUCACGACAAGAUUGUUCAAAUACUGAACAACAGAAACAAAUUGCUGUUAGUCCAGAAUGUGAAUCGGAAAUUGUUGAUUCAAAUCUUUAUGGAACAUCUCAAGUAUUUUCUCCGUACACCAGUAUCAAAGAUAGUACUUCACAAUUAGGACAAAAUACUGCUCCUUCCCCAGAAGAAAGUGAUUAUUUCUAUGAUGAAUACGUCGAUUAUCCAUACAAUGAGACUAGCAUUCUUGCUAUCGAACAAAAUAAUAGUAUUUAUAAUAAUGAGAACAAAGCAACUCCAGUUCCGAUUAUAACUUCCUCAGAAAAGAUAUCGUCGCAUUUUAUUCCAGGUGAUACUCCAACUAUCUACGCAGAACCUAAAAAAAAUUCUUCAAAUCAACAAAAUUUUGUACAAAAUGAUCUCAGCAAAUAUCCAUCACCAAGUCAAAGUGGUUUUACUUUCUUCGGUAUGCCAUUACCAGCACUGAAUUUAGGAUCUUUAUGGGGUUCUGGUCGAAAAGCUGAUCGUAAAUAUGGCCUUGUUAAUACUUCACGGGGAAAUGGUCGAGUUCAAAUGUAUCCAGAGUAUUAUGGUGGAUCAAAUCAUGUACACAAGCAAUAUACAAUUAAUCCACUACCAGAAAAAUAUCCACCAACAGUUCCUGAUGUACAAACUGGAGGAUUUGUACCAAUGUUACCUGGGUCUGGAGGAUUUACACCAAUGAUACCAAGUUCAAAUAAAACUGAGAAAAAUUCAACAAUGGAAAUGAAUUUAUAUAAAAAUCAACACGAUUUUAUUAAUACAGAAAUAUCGAAUACAUCUGAUAGUAAAUUAACAAAACGUGGUCCUCAUUUUAUAGGAUCUGAUAAAAAUUCUGAUCAAGAUUUAAAUAAAGUUAUUAAAAAUAAUAAAGUAACAAUCACAAAAUUAGAUUAUAAACCGACCUUUAUUGCGCCUGGUGCUAAUGUAUCGGAAAUUGUAACUGAACGAACUAUAAUAUCGACCACGCCUGAACUUACCAAUAAGAAAAGUUUUUCCACAAUAGUCCAUUCUACUACACAGCCAACAAUCAUUGAAAAUGUAUCAAAAUCAGAAUUUAUUAAAGGGCCACCGUCUUCACCAAAGAAUAUAAUCGAAGAAAUAGAAAAAAAUGUCACGAAUUUUUCGAUAGAUGAGAUUGUCACAACAAAACCUUUUAAUGAUGAAUGGGAAACAAAUACAGAAAAUGAUUUUACAAAAGCAUCAUCAAAUGAAAGUCCAAGUCCAUUGUCUGCUUUGUUAAUUCCAGGUGGACAACAUCCUCAACAAUAUAAACCACCAGUGGGUAAACCUACAAUCACCAAAGUUGAGUUAGCAAGCAUUCGAAAUAUUUCUACAACUGAAAAACCAACAUUAAUUGAUAGUUUUUUCACAAAUGAUGAUUUAUCUAAAGAUGAAACAACUACUGUAAAAGUUAUACCAAGUAAUGGAGAUGGUUCAAUGAGUUGGUAUUUUAAAAAUUAUAACCAAACGAAUUUGGAACCGUAUAUUGGACCAGGACAUGAAACUCAUAGUUUAAGUGUAAAUAAUUUAAGUGUGCAAUUAAAUGUUCCGUAUAAUUUUUUAAUUAUAUUAACUGUAAUUACUAUUAAUUUGUAUCGGUAA